Molecule: messenger RNA, 1546 nt
Organism: Sander lucioperca (pikeperch)
Lineage: Eukaryota; Metazoa; Chordata; Actinopteri; Perciformes; Percidae
Gene: rerglb
Product: RERG/RAS-like b
Exons: 5
Coding region: 215-832 (205 amino acids)
Molecular function (GO): GTPase activity; GTP binding
Source: RefSeq, a predicted model, not a curated record
GACACAGAGAGAAGAGGGGGGGGGGCGCUUGUUUUCCCUCCUCUCCUCUCCCUCCGGCUUUAAAAAAGUGAAACAGCUCAUUGAAGAGGAAAAGAGGGGGGCAGUCCUGUACUUCAAUCCAGCCUGGAUUGUAAGGAACAGUUAGUGUGCCGACACUAACCCAGAUACCAGACUCAACACACAGAGCCAGCUGAGGACCUGACAGAGCACAGGCAUGAACGACAUCAAGCUGGCCCUGCUGGGAAGCCAGGGGGCUGGGAAAUCAGCUGUCCUUGUGCGGUUCCUGACCAGGCGCUUCAUCGGUGAAUAUGCCUCUAACGCCAAUUCCCUGUACCAUAAAAGGCUGUCAAUCGAUGGCAGGCAGCUAAAUCUGGAGGUUUUUGACCCCUGCUCUCAGAGCUCAGAGGCCAGGUGUAUACUGGAGGAGCCGGUGGACUGGGCAGAUGGCUUUGUGGUGGUGUACAACAUCAGCGACUGCACUUCCUUCAUUAACGCCAAGAACAUCCUGCGGCAGAUUCGGGAGACACGCUUGAAAAACUGCAAAGGGGAGGUGGAGGUUCCUGUGUGUCUGGUGGGUAACAAGCAGGACCUGUGUCACGCCCGGCAGGUGCGUGAGGAUGAGGGCCGCUGCUUGGCUCAGGAGAACCGCUGUCACUUCCAGGAGGUCUCAGCUGCCGAGAGCUACCAGGACAUCGCCAACCUCUUCACCCAACUCAUCCGGCAGGUGAUGGAGCACCUCAAGUACAGAGCCGACCGACGACGCUACAGCGGCUCCAAGUCGAUGGCCAAACUCAUCAACAAUGUGUUUGGCAAGAGGAGGAAGUCAGUGUGAUGGUCCCAGGGAAGUCAGCUGGGGGGACUGAAGGACCCCUGUUAAAGGGAACCUGCUGGGUCUGAAAACUGUUACUACAUCGGUCCAAACAGUAACCUCAUGUUCACACUGUGGGCAACAUGUAUAGUUGGUGAGAAGGCUUGGAUGGUGUCAACAUUUACAGACAAAUAUGAGUCUGUCCCACAUCUUUGUCAAUUUUUCUUUUCUUAGUUUGCUUUGGUUUUUCCUACAAUGUGUUUCCCUGCUUUGAGCAAAGAUUUCGAAAGGACUAAUUAUGUUGUGAUUAAAACAAAGCAGGAUAUAGUUGACGAAGGCAAUGGUUCCCAACCUGGGGGUUGGGGCUCUAAUAAGGGGUCGCAAGAUGAUUAACAGGACAAGUAAGCAUAAAAGAAAACACAUUUGUGCUAAACAAAAGUUUUUAUUUAAACUUUGCUCUUAAAUUCGAAUGUAAAACACACACACACACACACACACACACACACACACACACACACACACACACACACACACACACAAACAUGUACACAACUUGUACACUUAAACAUGAAAAGGAGUUGAGUUUUAAGGGAACAAGUUGAAAAGGUUGGGAACCUGGGCUAGGUUAUUGUUCAAAUUAUUUCAAUAACGGACAAUGGCAGUACUGAGUUUCAGUAUCAAUACAACAUAUUUUUUGAUAUGACUUUCCUGAGUAUUACUGUAACAUUAACAAUUAUU